Daphnia pulex (common water flea) is the source of this 884-nucleotide messenger RNA. RefSeq lists its product as uncharacterized. The transcript has 3 exons. NCBI's taxonomy places the organism in Eukaryota, Metazoa, Arthropoda, Branchiopoda, Diplostraca, Daphniidae. The record is from RefSeq and is a predicted model, not a curated record. Bases 56 to 583 code for a protein of 175 amino acids.
ACAUUGUCUUCCACUCACUUUGGUCGCUUCAGUUGUCUAUUCCACUUUGCGAAAAAUGCAGUUUUCUAUUUCUAAAAUGUCGAUUGUCUCUCUAUUGUUCUGCAUCGGCUUGCAGGUUAAUCUUAGUAUUGCAGUUCCAGUAUUUAUUAGAGAUGCAGCUUCGAUGGCCUUCGCCAUCCAACACCAACCGGAAUUAUUCCGGUUUGAAGCUGCACAACCUACAGGUUUACGAGCUGAAUCUACUCUGGUAGUUCCUUCAGUCAAUUCAAAUUUUCUUUUAAAUUUGCAAUAUCUUUCGGGGCUUUUAAAUUCUCUGAGUUCCCUCUUGGGCCAAUCGCCAGCGCCACCCGCUACUGACGCUCCUACACCCGCUACUGACGCACCUACACCCCCACCCGCUUCCGGACCAUCAAACGCGCCCCCGGCGCCCCCUUCAAGAGCAGUAGGUGCAAAUCUAGGACAAGGAAGAGUUAUUCCCUCACAGGCUGAUCAAAAAACACUAUUUUCUCUGCCCGGCCUAGGAGGAUUGUUCCAGCAAGGUGCGAUCGAUUUCCGCGGUCUUCCAGUCGCCCAGCUAGGCUAAGAAAGUUACUCCGACUGUUUCCCUAUCGUUGGUUUUAAAAAACUAUCGAUAACGACGUUUUAAAAAUAAUAUUAAUACGGAUUAUGGUUUUCUUUUCGUUAUACUUUCGUUUUUAGUUUGACAUUUUAUGAUUUCCUUGUUUCCAAUUCUCAAAUUUAUCACAGUCCAUUCUGGGUGGCUUCAUUAUUUUAUCGUUAAUUCUAUUCCUUGUAUUUCUUUUUUUGUUACAACAUUUUGAUAGCGGCAUUAUAUUGCCGCAUCAUUUCGGGUCUCUAUAAUAAAACGGUGCUUUCGGUUGCAA